AUGUCGGAAACAUCUUGCGAAGUCGGACCAACCACACACAAUGCUAGCCUCUUUAAAGAGGGUCGUCAAGCUUACCACGGUUCAUGUCAUUGUGGUGCACUCAAAUACUCAGUAGAGAUUGAUUUCUUGACCAACAAGUCUGUUAGAUGCAAUUGCUCAUUCUGUACAAAGAUUCGUAUUUGGGAGGUAUUGGUUAAACCAGAGUUCUUCAAGUUAUUAGAAGGUCAAGAUAGCUAUACAACUUAUAAGUUUGGUGAAAAGGCUCAUUCUCAUUAUCAUUGUAAGCAUUGUGGAAUUCGUUGUCAUGGAUUUUCAAUCAUUCCAGAUAUGGGAGGUGACUUUAUUGCCAUCUCUAUCAAUACUCUUGAUGACUUGACCGAUGAACAAAUGUCAUCUCUCAUUGUACAACCAUUGGAUGGUAGAAAUAAUAAUUGGUUUGAAGUACCAAAAUUCCAUAAUCAUCUCUAG
This is a messenger RNA of Cavenderia fasciculata, 468 nucleotides long. RefSeq names its product glutathione-dependent formaldehyde-activating. Gene Ontology annotation, molecular function: carbon-sulfur lyase activity. NCBI's taxonomy places the organism in Eukaryota, Evosea, Eumycetozoa, Acytosteliales, Cavenderiaceae. The transcript has 2 exons. The coding region runs from base 1 to 468 and encodes 155 amino acids. The record is from RefSeq and is a predicted model, not a curated record.